ACUUUCCCUCCCCUUCCUCAUUCGUCAACCCCUCCCCCUUUUAAAAUUAAUUCGUUUAUAUGUUUCUUUUUUAAGGGGCCCCAGCUCCCUUUCGAGAGGCGCAGCAGGCGCGGCGAGCGCCGCUCACCCCGCGUCACGCACGCACCUUCUGCACCCCAACAGCCCUGGGCCCUGCUGCAUCCCCGCAGUCCCUUCCCCCUUGGAGAAGACUUUCCUCAGAGGCCCCUGGCUCACUGCAUCCCCUUUUCUUUCCUACCCCGCCCCCCAGGCCCCAACUGCCCCCUCGCAGCUCCCCAGCUCGCGCCGCGGGCCCUACCCGACCACCGCACUUUCUGCAUCUCGGCCUUGCAUUUGCCCUCUGCUUUUCCAGGCCCUGGUGCUAAAAAUCCACUUUCCUCCCAAAGAUCCCCACUUUAGAUGACCCAGAUUUGUUUCUAUUUAGGAUCUUCCAGCAAAACCAAGAAGCCCGCCUAGACGCCUUGAUUACGCCCCUCCCCCUCCUCUUAGGAACUUCUAGCAAAAAAAAAUUUUUUUCCUCCAUUGAGGAUCACUUUCCAGCAAAAAUUCUUUCUUUCCACCACGAGUCCCCCUGUUUAGAAUAUCUUUCCACUGAUAACAAACCAACUCAGUCCUUCCGUUUUCUCUCUUGUCUAAUAUUUUUUUUUUCCAACUCUCUUCUCCAGCCAUCCCAACACAAACCCCUUUUCAUCACCUGUUCCACCUCAGUUAGGCUUCUCCCAGCAAAGCUCUGCAGUUUCCUUCCCAAGAGGAGGAAAAUAAGGAAAGAAAGAAAAAAUAACUCCUUGAACAUCAAAAUCCAUUUUCCUACCUAGAUCUCCCCAGUUUAGUAUUGCUUUCUUCUUUCUUCCAAAAAUUACCAGUUGCCCCGUUUCAUACCUGUGCCCUUGCUUCCUUGGGAUCCAGGUUCUGACAGCCCCUUCCUUUCCACCACCUGCUUUCAGGGCAGAAGAAGUUGAAUGAGGGUCCUGAAUUUACUAUCCAGCGUUCCAGGAAGAAACAGCCAAUGAUUUGACUGUCACCGGAUCCCUUUUCUCUGUGGGGCCUAAAGUGGGCCCCCCUUUUCCUGGGGAUUGAUUCACUCACUCCUCCUCCUGGAAUUAGACACCAUCAAGACCUGCUCUCUCUUCCCUGACUCCGCACACAGCCCUGCUUGUCUGGAGAGUAGCUCUUGGCCGAGCCCUGGCGGUGGAGAGCCAUGGACCAGUACAGCGUGGGGGACGAGGGCGCCCUUCCCUCCGAGAUGCACCUCCCUUCUUUCCCUGAGAGCCAGGCGCUCACCUGCAGCGACGCCCUCAACCGGGACCUGGGGCCUGGCACGCGGGACCUGCUCUACGGCGGCCUGAGAGGUCUGGAGCUGGACCCCAGCUUCCCGGCGCCCGACCCGCCCAGCGAGGCGCCGGAGGAUAACCUGGACACACUGUCCCUGUACUCAGGGAAGGCCAGUGACUCCAUGAAGCUGCUGGAGGAGUACGUAGAUCCUGAGCCUCAGACUUCCUUACAAGACCUGGGGCUGGGUGCCCUCAAGGUGCCCAAAGAGGCGGAUGAAGGAGGCCGGGCCACCUCGGGGAGUGCGCGGAAAGGCAGGCGGCAGCACAGCUCCCCGCAGAACACGCUCCUGGACUGCAGCCUCUGCGGGAAAGUGUUCAGCAGCGCCAGCUCCCUGAGCAAGCACUACCUGACGCACAGCCAGGAGAGGAAGCACGUGUGCAAGAUCUGCAGCAAGGCCUUCAAGCGGCAGGACCACCUGACCGGACACAUGCUCACACACCAGAAAACCAAGCCCUUCGUGUGCAUCGAGCAGGGCUGCAGCAAGAGCUACUGCGACUACCGCUCACUGCGCCGGCACUACGAGGUCCAGCACGGCCUGUGCAUCCUCAAGGAGGUGCCCCCAGAGGAGGAGGCCUGUGGGGACUUUCCCCACACGCACGAGGGGGCGGGCCAGCCCACACCAUCCGACCUGAGGUCCCCCGGUCCCCUCCUGCCCAACCGGGACCUCCUGCGCUGCCUCGUCAACAGCAUCGUCCACCACAAGAUCCCAUCCCCCGGGCCGGCUGGGCCUGCGGACGGCGGCGAGGGGAGGAGCAUGGCUUGCUCCUGCCCAUCCCCCUCGGGGUCCUCCUGCUGCGGCCCAGCUGGCGCCCCAGGGACCCUGGGCCCUGAUGUUCUCGAGGAGCCGAGGCCCCCACGGAAGGAGCCCGCCGCUGACGUGUUCACGGCCAUCCACUCGCGGGCGGCGGAGAGCAGCGGCCCCGACCCAGCUGAGCUCGAGCCGCUCCAGCUCUCCUCCCCGGAGGGCUGGCCCGAGGGCACCCCUCUGCCUUCCUGCCUGCCUCUGUUCCGUGGCCAGACAGUCCCCACCACUGCUUCCCAGCCAUCAAGCCACAGUUUCCAGUGGCUCCAGAACUUGUCAGGCUGCCCCAAGAGCAAAGGGAACAACAGUAUGUUUGUCGUCCAUAAGCCGCCAUCCCAGGAGGGCUCUGAGCCUGGCCCUGGGCUCAGCAGCACCUCCCCGGUUGGGGAGCCCUCUGCUUGCCUGGGGCCCGGCCCAGAGGACGUGCCGCCCUUCCCUCCCAUGCUCCUGAAGGCUCCCGGGGAGGCGUCAGGGGACCCCAGAUCUGCCAGUGCCAGUGGGGAUGAUGACUGCUGGGCUCCCAAGAAGAGCAAGUUUGACUGCGACUCCUUCCGGUGGCCGAAACCCGGGGACCCUGGCUCGCAGGACCCUGGCUCGAAGCCCGGCAGCCUCUCAUCGGAUGCCACCCCACUCUUCCGACAGCUCUUCCUGAAGUCGCAGGAGUCCCUGGUGAGCCACGAGCAGAUGCAGGUGUUCCAGAUGAUCACCAAGUCCCAGCGGAUCUUCUCCCAUGCCCAGGUGGCCACCGCUUCCUCCCAGCUCCCCACUCCUGAUGGCAAACAGGUCCCCCUGAAGCCGCUGCAGGGGCCAUGGCCACAGCAGCCCCCAUCUCUGACGCCCACUGUUGACUCCCUCCAUGCUGGCCCAAUGAACCCUGAGCCAGAGAGCUCGCCAGCCCGCCAAAGAAAAUACACAUCCACUUUCCCCAGGGAGGCCUCACCUGGCAGCAUGAGCCGGGAUGCAAAGGGUGGACCAAAAGUGGCUGCUGCUCCACCAGCCCUCACAGCACCAUCCCUGGACCCUCCCGGGAACCCAGACAUCUCUUCUCUGGCCAAGCAGUUGAGAUCCUCAAAAGGGACCUUGGACCUGGGGGAUAUCUUCUCUCCCGGGAGCCUGUGUCAGACCCAGUUAGGAGGGGACGAGCCAUCCAGAACCCACCUCCCAGGGAAGCAGACCCAAGCCGAAAAUGGCACGGCCUCCGGGGCCGCAAAAGCCGAAAAGGGCCCAGCCUGCUCCCGGGGUGGAGGCUACAGGCUCUUCGGCAACUCCAGAGCACAGCGCUUUUCAGGCUUCCGGAAGGAGAAGGUGAAAAUGGACAUGUGCUGUGCGGCUUCCCCAAGCCAGGUGGCCAUGGCCUCCUUCUCGUCGGCCGGACCUCCAGCAGAGCCCUCCCGGGACUCCAAGUCCAAACUGACGAUAUUCAACAGGAUCCAGGGUGGAAAUAUCUACCGGCUCCCCCACCCGAUGGAGGAGGAGGACAUAGCCGGUGGCUGUCACCAGCACAGCAGGGGCCCCGCAGACUGGGCAGAGCCGCGGAGCACUUACAUUUGCAAGAACUGCAGCCAGAUGUUCUAUACAGAGAAGGGGCUGAACAGCCACAUGUGUUUCCACAGCGACCAGUGGCCGUCCCCUCGAGGGAAGCAGGAUCCACAGGUGUUUGGCAUGGAGUUUUGCAAGCCUUCAAGACAGGUGCUGAGGCCAGAGGGGGAUGGGCAGAGUCCCCUGGGAGCCAGAAAGAGCCUGGACAACCCAGCUGCAGCUGCUUUGGGGGUCCCAGUGUCGGUACCUGUGGCCCCAGCAAGCCGCCCCCCAGGCAGCAAGGAGAAGGACGUGGAUGAGAGAAGCAGCAAGGAGAAUGGCCAGCACCGAAAGCGGAAGAAGCGCCCGCAGCCCAAGGUGCUGUUCGCCUCUCCUCCGCCCCCCAAGCUCGGGCAGCCGGGCCCAGGGGUGUGUCACCAGAGCCGCCUGCGCUCCCCUGUGUUCCUGGUGGACCGCCUCCUGAAGGGGCUGUUCCAGUGCUCGCCCUACACGCCGCCGCCCAUGCUCAGCCCCAUCCGGGAGGGCUCGGGACUCUAUUUCAACACCCUCUGUUCUACGUCCGCUCAGGCCAGCCCCGACAGGCUCAUCAGCACCGUGCUCAAUCCCCUGGAUGACUCUUUUGGCAUCUGUGUGGUUAAGGACGACACCAAGAUCAGCAUUGAACCACACAUCAACAUAGGAAGCCGGUUUCAGGCUGAAAUUCCAGAGCUCCAGGACAGAUCUCUGGCUGGGACUGACGAGCACGUUGCUUCUCUGGUCUGGAAGCCGUGGGGAGAUGUGAUGAGCAACCCGGAAACGCAGGACAGAGUAACAGAGCUCUGCAACGUGGCCUGCUCCAGCGUGAUGCCCGGCGGGGGCACCAACCUGGAGCUGGCGCUGCACUGCCUGCACGAAGCCCAGGGUGAUGUCCAGGUUGCCCUGGAGACCCUCUUACUCAGAGGACCCCAGAAGCCGCGAACUCACCCUCUCGCCAACUACCGCUACACAGGUUCAGACAUCUGGACCCCCAUGGAGAAGAGGCUCUUUAAGAAGGCAUUCUGUGCCCACAAGAAGGACUUUAACUUGAUACACAAGACGAUCCAGACAAAGACCGUAGCCCAGUGUGUCGAGUAUUAUUACAUCUGGAAAAAAAUGAUCAAGUUUGACUAUGGCCGAGCCGCAGGGCCAGAAAAGAGGGUCAGGAGGGAGCCAGAUGAAGUAGACAGGGCGGAAGCCAAGGUCACUUGCAGUCCUCGGGAGAGACCCAGCCACCGUCCAACCCCCGAACUAAAGAUAAAGACCAAGAGUUACAGGAGGGAGUCCAUCCUCAACUCCAGCCCGAACGCUGGCCCCAAGCGGAGCCCCGAGGCACCGGGGAGCGUGGAGGGCCAGGGCGCCUUUCCCUGCCGGGAGUGUGAGAGGGUGUUUGAUAAGAUCAAGAGUCGAAAUGCCCACAUGAAGCGGCACCGGCUGCAGGACCACGUGGAGCCCGUCGUCAGGGUCAAGUGGCCGGUGAAGCCCUUCCAGCUGAAGGAGGAGGAGGGGGAGGGGGGGGAGCUGGGGGCUGACAUCGGAUCCCUGCAGUGGUGAUUCAGGGCGGGGUGGCGGCGGGGGCAGAGCGGCAAGUCUCCCCAAGGUGUCCCUCUGCCUUCCUCACCUGUCCCUGUCACCAGGGGCCAGCCCAGCUUGCAGACACAGCUGGCACGGGUCAUGAGCAGGCAGGGGACGCACGGUCAUCUGACCCCGUGAAGGCCCUGCCACUGUGUUGGAAGCUCCAUUCUCUUGGGUUCAUUAUCUCUCCCCUUCUUUCAGUUCCACUCUUCCUGGAGCAGUUAGGCUUGGGGAGGGAACAGGUUAGGUGUGGGUAGCUCUUCAUUCUUAGCCUCCAUUUCGGGCUUUGGUUACAUUUAUUCAGUAGGCUAAGAUGUAGAGAAUCAGUGGGAAUUGCCAUCAGAUCUCCACCGCGCCAGGGCCCCUCACUAAGGGUCUCUCUGCAUUCUAGAUCCACCACUAGUCUUGACAUGACUUGUACAUUGUUAGGUUUGGUUUUUCUUUUUUUGUACGUGUCAACUUGUAAAUCUUAUUAAAUUGGGUUCUUAAGCAGCUCUU
Molecule: messenger RNA, 5779 nt
Organism: Odocoileus virginianus texanus
Lineage: Eukaryota; Metazoa; Chordata; Mammalia; Artiodactyla; Cervidae
Source: RefSeq, a predicted model, not a curated record